Coccinella septempunctata (seven-spotted ladybird) is the source of this 3012-nucleotide messenger RNA. RefSeq lists its product as uncharacterized. Bases 50 to 2770 code for a protein of 906 amino acids. Lineage: Eukaryota; Metazoa; Arthropoda; Insecta; Coleoptera; Coccinellidae. The transcript is spliced from 2 exons. The record is from RefSeq and is a predicted model, not a curated record.
AUGUCUCUUGAAAAUGAUUUAAAACGUCACAACAUAAGUACAUCCACCGAUGAUGUCUUUGGAUCUGUUGCAAAUCAAAAAACUGUUAAGAAGUAUUUUGAUAUCCUCACAAAUUGUUCUAGAUGUUUCCCAACUGAAUGAAGACUUCAAGGAGUUGGAAGGAAUUGAUAUUCCAUACGAAAAAAUGGGGUUUAAGACACUUUUGGACUUUUUAUGCUCUAUUACAGAUGUAUUAUUAGUGGAUGGAGAUUCGAUGUAUUCAAAAGUGCACCAAGUUCAUUCUGAGAAAUCGGCUCAUGUGAAAGAAAUGGUAAAAAAACAAAGGCCCUCGACAAAAUUGGGCAGAUUUUCCUCGAAAAAAAUCAGAAAUGAACAAUGUGAAAGAUUAUCCAGAGAUAAUAUUGAGCAAAUUGAAUCGUCUGACGUUGGGAAACAAGAAUAUUUGGAUAAUUACGAUAAUGCCACUAAUAGUAAUUUCACCUUCGAAGAUAACACUCAACUGGAAAAUAAUUGUGAAGGGAAUAGUAAAAAAUUAUACAUUGUAGAGAGGGAUCCAUUUGAGUCAUUUGAAGACGUAAACGAAUAUCCAAAAGUGGAUAUCACUCAGAGUUCAAGCAUUGUAAUAAAAAAUUUCAAUUUCAUUGAUGACGAUUUGUUAGAAAUGAGUACGAACUCCCUUAAAAACAAUUAUGAAGAGAAAAAUCUACUUUACAACAGUCCUACCAACGACAAUUUCAAUUUCGAAAUAAAUUCAGUUGUGAACAUUGAACAUGACGUAGAAGAGAAUAGUGGAAACAUUGAUAUUUUGUUCGUGAAGAGUAUGAAUCGAAAACAACCUAGAAAACCCAAGACAAGCAGCAAAAUAACAAGAAAGAUUCCCAAAGUAAUUUCAAUUGAUUCCAUUCAAAAUUCUAGUCAAGAUGAGUUAAACGAGCAUGUAUCGAUAAAUAAUUUAAAAAGUAUUAUUUCAAAGCCACCAAUCAGAAAUACACGCAAGAAACGAAAUGUUUCAAGUAUUAAAGACACAAAUAAAGAACAAAAAGUGUCCAGUCCCAUCAGUAAGAAAAAAGAAGUGAACAAUAUUCCAAGAAUAUUCAAUGAUGAUCAAAAUUUUGUUUUACCAACAUUUGAAAGCACUGGGACUGAGAACCAAGAAAAUUUUCAAACUGACAAGGGACAAAAUGUUUUGAACAGUAUGAAAUUCGUUCAGAAUACGCAGGUGGGUAUAAAAGAAAACGUCAAUUCAAAUGACGCAACGUCAAAGGUGACCCAAAACGAACAAAUGUCACGAAAAUCAAAAAAACAAUUUUCACGAUGUUUCACACUCGAUGAAUCUGAAACGAAUGAAAAGAAUAAGGAAGAAUAUUUCGAGGAAAUUCCAGCUCCAGUCAAUUGUAGGGUACCCAAGAUGCGUCAUAAUGAAAAAAAAAGUUCAAAGUCCCCUAGUAUGUCUGGGGACCAACAUAAUAAAAAUUCAUCAACAAGAAGAAGUUUCAAAAAAAUGAAAGAAAGAAAUCUGGUAGAUAGUACCUCAGGCGAGGUGAAGAAGGAGAAAAUUGAAAUCCAAGAUUAUAGUGAACAAAAUUCAACUUUUGUUCAAAUAGAAGGAUAUCAUAAUCAUAAUAAUGGAAAUAUAGAAGAAUUAAAAGAUUCUCGAUCUGAAGAAUACAGAAAUCACCAGAUUGUUAAUAUCGACCUGGAAUUGGAAUUCUCUUCAGGACAGAAAAUUGGUGAUGUCAGAAAAAACUCCCCAAUCGUUCAUCUGCAAGCGUUCGCACACUCUGAUCCGUAUUCGCAAAACGGAAAUUUAAAAAUACCGGAAAUGGACGUGAAUACACCUGAAGAUUUCAAGAAGAAUCACCAGAAUAAAGUUCGGAAAAGUACAGGACAACCACAAAAUAGAAGAAGAGAAAUCCUCAACAAUAAUAAGAAUAAGAGAAAUAAUUCGCAAAUCGUGAACCUAAGAACAUCGCAAAGAAUUUUAACUAACAAGCAAACUUCCAAUUCUGAUACGAAUUCAGUAUCAAAAAAAUUUCAAAGCACUAAUAGAAGAAAAAACAAAGGAGAAAAUGGUUUUGAAAUUCCCAAUUUUGUUCAAUGUUUCGAGCUAAAAACUUCAGUAGUGUUAGCAAAGCACGACAACCCAUUAAGAAAAAAUCAAAAUGAACAAAAAAAAUUACAUAAUGUAAAAGGUAAUCAUCUGAAUAAAUCAAAAUGUGACAAUAAAUCAAACAGCAGAUCAUUUAAUAAAGAAAGACAAAAUGAUCAAAAUAAUUCCAUUUCCAAUGUCGAAUAUAUUAACGUUUCUGAAAAACAAGAAGAGAAAAUCGGAAAAAAAAUGUCAAUAUAUCAAGAAGAACCAACUAUAUCGGAAAUUUCUUAUAGUGAACAAAAGGAGAACAAGAAACAGUUAGUUGCUUCAAAACAAUAUGAAAAUAUUUUGAAACGAGUGAUUCCAUAUUGUUCUGAUAUUAAAGAAAAUUGCGAAGACGAAGAAAUAGUAAGUUACGACAAGCAAAUCAUUGGUAGGAUAUCAAGAAGAAUCGAAACCAAAAUGUGUAGACAAAUUUCUGAUCCAAAAAAGAAUAAUCACAAAAAGGAAGAACUUGGUGAACUAAAUGACCCAAGCUUGAGAAGUAAUAUUAAAAAACAAAUAGAUACGAGAAUUUUGAAACAAAAACAUUACUCACGAGAUUUUUAUUUCGAACAGAAUAAUGUGGGCGACUCUAAGAUUAAUGGUAGGGUAUCCAGAAGAGUCUACCUCACGUGAAUAAAUUCCAAAGCUGUAAAAUCUGGAUGACAAAAAUUGUUGAAGAAGAAUUUGGAUGAUUUGGUACAAAAUUUCUUCCUUGGAAAUAUAUCUGUUGAAUAAUUUAAAUAAGAAUAUCAUUCACAAGUUUAGUCCUUAUCAGUUUAAUUCAUGAGCACGAAUCAAUUUUUCCAUAGGUUAUUCAUUUCAAUUGAUAAACUUAUAGUUGAGUGUAGUUGGAAUCAAAUAUUAAAUGAAUAAAU